CCUCCUCUUGCAGUGUGUGUGUGUGUGUGUGCGUGUGGGGCUGUCCCUAUUUAUAUUCCUCGUCCAAUCUGUUUAUAUUUGCUCCCUCCCCACCCCCGGGUGUUUACCUCACUCUUGGUGGGGGGGUCCCUCUCACUCUGCCUUUGCGGUUCCCUCGGUUGGUUUUUCUCCAGUGUGUGUGUGUGUGUAUAUACCCUUGUUGCUGUCUCUGUUUGCCCCGCUGGGAUUGAGAGCCUCUCUCCUCCCUGUGGUGUCAGCACCGCCUUGGCUGCCGCUCGCUGUCUCUCAUUAUUGUUGCUCACCGGUCCUCUGAUCUGCUUUGCUUUUGGCCCAACACAAAUGAAAAUUCUCACUACUGACGUCAUACAGAUACGACCUCUGACCUCCAUUUGACCUCACCGUCGCAGAAGUAAAUUAAAACAAAGCACCGUCAUCUAGUCUUCUUCCUGGACUUACACCGCGUUCACUGGCGUGAACUGGGCUUAAAAACAACCCCCGGCAAUAAAAAUAAUUAAAUUAAAAACAAACCGUCCGCGCUGUGGAUUGUGGGUGAUAUCAAAGAUGGCGCUGCCCGCGUUGCUGGGGAAACGGAGCUGAGCAGAGUCCAGCGAGAAUUGAUCCCGGCUCCUCUCUGUUAAUUUUAUCUGCAAUGCUUCACCUGUGUUUGAGGAGCGGUGUGAAGGCCCGGGGAUUUUUCCCCAUCCGUUCCGUGUAUGCUCGGUCCCGAACCGGCGGGACGAUCACCGAAGACAGCGGCAGGCUCUGUUUGAGCUGGGGUCAGCGAUGUUGGAGACACCCUUUACGUAUGAAGGUCUCAGAAUGCAGUUUCUUCUUCCAGUUGUUGAACGAAUCAGGCAACUGCAUCAGACAGCGAGUGUGUGGCUGGCUGCAGGGCCCAGUGAGGACUCGUAGUGCCUUCCUGUUGGUGGCCACGCCUGGGCUAAUAACCCUAGGACUGAGACUCCAUAGCAACAAAGCUCAUUGUGAAGAGAGCCACAGGUGUGAAGUUCAAAAGCCCAAGCAGGCGAUACCCAAAUUUAACUGGAAGGAGUUUUGGAAGUUCCUUCGUCCUGAACUCACCGCGUUGAUUUGGGCGAUAAUCUUUGCCUGUGGUGCAGCAUUGCUGAAUACUCAGAUCCCGCUGUUGCUGGGAGACCUGAUGAACGCUGUUGUCCAAUGCCUGCAGACGAACCCAGACUGCUACUUCAGGGCCAUGCAGGUGCCAGGUGUAAAAUUAAUGGUUACCUACACUCUGCAGGGUGUCCUGACUUGCUUUUACAUCACUCUCCUGUCCAGAAUCGGCGAGCGAGUUGCUGCCAACCUGAGGAAAGAAUUGUUUGCAACCCUACUCAGGCAGGACGUGGCAUUUUUCGAUGCCACUCGGACGGGCCACAUGGUGAGCCGCUUAACUAACGACAUCCAGGAGUUUAAAUCCUCUUUCAAGCUGGUGGUGUCUCAGGGCCUGAAGAGUGCCGCACAGACAAUUGGCUGCCUGGUGUCCCUCUACUUUGUUUCGCCAAAGCUAACGAAUCUGAUGUGCAUGGUAAUGCCAGUCCUGAUUGGAACUGGAGCAUAUUUGGGCUCAUACCUUCGGGAGCUAUCCCAAAAGGCACAGGAACAGAUUGCCAAGGCAACAUGUGUGGCGGAUGAAGCACUGGGAAACGUACGGACAGUGAAGGCAUUUGCAAUGGAAGACUUGGAAAUUGAGUUUUUCUCAGGGGAGGUGGAUAAAUCCAGCAACCUGAACCAGUUUCUGGGGUUCGGAAUCGGCAUCUUCCAGGGAUUAUCCAACUUUACAUUGAACUGUAUAGUUCUGGGCACCAUCUGUGUUAGCGGAUUGUUGCUGGCAAAGGAACAGCUCCGCCCUGGUGAUAUGAUGUCCUUCCUCGUGGCCACACAGACUGUGCAGAGGUCUUUGGCGAAUAUCUCCACCACCUUUGGACAGGUUAUUCGUGGGAUGAGCUCUGGAAGCCGAGUAUUUGAGUUCAUGACGCUGGAACCAUUAAUUCCUGUAAAAGGGGGCCUCCAGAUCCCAUUGCAAGCCCUGGCUGGGUCGGUGCAGUUCAACAAUAUUACCUUCAGCUACCCCACCAGACCUGGUCAUAUUGUACUGCACAACUUCAAUCUCACCCUGCCAGCCUCUAAAAUGGUGGCUAUUGUGGGACAAUCCGGAACAGGCAAGUCAACGGUAGCAUCUCUGCUGGAAAGGUUUUAUGACCCAGACAGCGGAGUUAUCACUUUAGACGGAUACAACAUCGGGACCCUGGAUCCACAUUGGCUCCGCAGUCACGUCAUCGGAUACAUUAGCCAGGAACCUGUGCUUUUUGGCACUACCAUCAAGGAAAAUAUUCGAUUUGGAAAGCCAGAUGCCUCGGAUGAGGAGAUUUAUGAGGCAGCCCGGCAGGCAAAUGCGGACGGCUUCAUCCAGAGCUUUCCGAAUGGAUACAUGACCAUUGUGGGUGAGCGGGGAAUUGCUCUCUCCGGGGGACAGAAGCAGCGAAUUGCUAUUGCCCGUGCCCUGAUUAAAAAUCCCUGCAUCCUGGUCCUGGAUGAGGCCACAAGUGCACUGGACGCGGAAUCGGAGAGAGUGGUACAGGAUGCACUGGACCAUAUACAGAAAGGGCGUACGGUGCUGGUCAUUGCGCACAGGUUGAGCACAAUCAAGGCAGCCGAUAUCAUCUGUGUCCUCGCUAACGGCCACGUGAAGGAGGUGGGGACCCAUGCCGAACUGUUGAAAAGAGGAGGACUGUAUGCAGAACUGGUCCGCAGACAAACCAGUGAGGAGUCCACCAUGUGAGAGAGCAGGAAAGUAAGCGAUGGAGAGUGAGCAGAUUAGAUUCCAGGCAUUUAUGCACCUUUGAACACCUUCAUUCAAACAUAAGAUGGAAAGACUCAACUAAGAAAGAAAAAAGCUUUGGGUUCAAUGAUUCCUCCGCCUCCUGUAGUUCUGACAGCCAGGCAUUGGGCACUGAGAUUUCAUCAGGUUGGAAUGGGUGUGGGGAGGGACGGAUUCCUUCAUACUAUCCAUUGAAACUGUGAAAGACAUACAAUUCUAGAUUCUGUACCUGCCUAAUGGGGCUGUUCCUGUAGAGAAUUUGGUGCACUGCAUAACACUGGGGUACAGUACUUGUGGGGACAGGUGUGUCACUGUAUAACACUGGGGUACAGUACUGGUGGGGACAGGUCUGUCACUGUAUAACACUGGGGUACAGCACUGGUGGGGACAGG
Carcharodon carcharias (great white shark) is the source of this 3228-nucleotide messenger RNA. Its product is annotated as mitochondrial potassium channel ATP-binding subunit-like. Gene Ontology annotation, biological process: transmembrane transport. Bases 650 to 2797 code for a protein of 715 amino acids. Gene Ontology annotation, molecular function: ATP binding; ATP hydrolysis activity; ABC-type oligopeptide transporter activity. The record is from RefSeq and is a predicted model, not a curated record. Gene Ontology annotation, cellular component: membrane. Lineage: Eukaryota; Metazoa; Chordata; Chondrichthyes; Lamniformes; Lamnidae. The transcript has 17 exons.